This is a messenger RNA of Argiope bruennichi, 3276 nucleotides long. Its product is annotated as innexin inx2-like. Lineage: Eukaryota; Metazoa; Arthropoda; Arachnida; Araneae; Araneidae. Gene Ontology annotation, biological process: phototransduction. Gene Ontology annotation, molecular function: gap junction channel activity. Gene Ontology annotation, cellular component: gap junction; plasma membrane. Bases 184 to 1290 code for a protein of 368 amino acids. The record is from RefSeq and is a predicted model, not a curated record. The transcript is spliced from 2 exons.
AAACCAUUCGGUUUCUCAAGGGGGAGUGGAAAACAAAGUCCACUUGUGUGGUUUACAGAUUUUUCCAGAUACCAUUCUUCGCCACUGGUUGUGUCCGCACUGAGUUGUUCUAUUGACAGAUUCUGAGCGCUAUUGUUGGUAAAAGUAGGCCAAGACGUGGAAUUUUGUAACAGACUUUGAACGAUGGAUUUGUUUUCGAGUUUGAAGAGCUUCUUCAGAAGCAGCUCAACAUUAGUGGACAACUGGGCUUUCACUCUUCAUUGCAAGGUCACCGCUGGCAUGCUGAUAGCAUUCAGCAUCCUCGUGACCGGCAAGCAGUAUUUCGGGGACCCCAUCGACUGCAUAUCCAGGGAUGACAUUCCGACAAAGUUGCUGAACACUUUUUGUUGGAUACAUACAACUUUCAGCUUACCAGAUGCAUGGGAAAAGAAAGUUGGUGAUGAAGUACCCUAUCCUGGAGUAGACAAAUAUACACCUGGUGAGAAACGAGUGUACCAUGCCUAUUAUCAGUGGGUCUGUUUUUUCCUGUUCCUGCAGGGCAUCAUGUUUUAUAUCCCAAAAUAUUUCUGGAAGGCAAUGGAAGGAGGGCGUAUCAAAAAUUUGAUCCUGGGGCUCGAUUCUCCCAUUGUGUCUGAAGAGGCUAAGGUGAAAAACAGGAUGCUGAUUGUGCAAUAUUUCUUAUCCACAAUUCGUCAAAAUGGCAUGUAUUUCUAUUGCUUCGUAGCAGCCGAAAUCAUGAAUUUUGUUAAUGUUGUUGGACAGAUAUUCCUCGUGGAUAUUUUCUUAGGUGGAGAGUUUUCUACUUAUGGUAUAAAUGUCAUUGGGUUUAGCGAGUGGGAGCCUGAGGUUCGUUAUGACCCUAUGAUCAAAGUCUUUCCUAGAAUCACCAAGUGCACUUUCCACCGCUACGGUUCUUCAGGUGAUGUCCAGCGUCACGACUCCAUGUGCCUUUUGCCCAUCAACAACGUCAACGAGAAAAUUUUCAUCUUUUUAUGGUUCUGGUUUGUCAUUCUCGCAAUCAUCUCUGGUUUGGCCCUGAUUUAUCGCUUUGCUACCAUCAAGUGCAAAACCGUCCGAUUUUUUUCAACAAAAUCUCGCACCUCCCUGUGCGAUCCCGAUAAUCUGGAAAUUGUUGUCAAGAAAUUCGCACUAGGCGACUGGCUUCUACUUGACUUAUUGGCUAAGAAUGUGGAUUCUCAAAAUUUCAGGGAUAUUGUCAAUGAUUUGGCGAAAGAGUUAGACGGGAGCAUGUUUGAAAGAAAGAAUGGUUUUCCUACCGCUACUUUUUAGAAUAUGAAAUUCCGUAUGCUCACAGUAUUUACUUAAUUUUAUCAUAUAGAGAGUUGACACAGUCAUUUUGAUUGUUUUCAUUUUUUGCAGUUUCUGUCAGUUGAAUCAUAUUAGUCCUGCUCUGUGAAAAGUAGUAGUACUUUAUAGCAUUUGUGCAAUUCUGCAUUAUGAAUAGGAGUCCGAAGAAAAUUUUAGUCUAUCAACUCUAAUAUGGAUACUAAACUUAUUGAAAAUUAAGUGAAUUAAAUGAAAACCUAUCAAAAUUUUUUCUUAACUUUAAGUCAGAAAUUUCAUUGAAAUAAUUUUAUUAAUCAUUCAGUAAAAGCUCAAAUUAAUUUCGGAAGUGUAAAAUGUUAUCUAAAUAAUAUUAUUUUACUAUGAGAGAUUAAAUUUUAAUUUUAUAGUUUUAAUAUGUAAAGUAGUGUGAGUAUCAGGUUUCAAAUAAUUUUCAAUCUCGUAAUUAUUCUACUUAUAGUUGAAAAUUGCAUACAUGUCAUUUUCAAUCUUAAUGUCUAGCUUAAUUAAUGAUUUGUAUUUAAUUAUUUAAGUGCCAGUACCUACUUUUAUUGCAAUUUGUAACAGCAACUGAAAUUGCUAGAAAAAGUUUCAUUUUUAGCCUAACAAUUUGUAUUGAGGAUAUUGAUCGUCAUUCGAGGAUUCGAGUCAUUAUUUAAGUAGCAUGCUUUUUCUGUCAUAUCCUUUUUCAUACCUUUGUGAACAAAUGAAUAUGAUUGGUGCUUUAAUUAUUUUCUUGAUUAGUUUUCGAGAAUCGUAUGAAUCAGUUUCUCUUGGAGGACAAGAAUAUGAGGCAAAUUUCUUUAUACAGUGAUGUCAUCCACUUUUUAAGUAAAUAAUCAAGUCAAAUUUCCUCACAUAAAAAAAUGCUUUUGCAGUUUGCCUUAUUUAAGAAUUCUUGAUUUUUGCAGAAGCCUAAAUAUUAAUUUCAUUUCUUCCAAACUAGAUUUCAUUAUUUUAAAACUUUAAAAUUGGAAGAAAUUUGAAAAACUGAAACUAUUGUUAUAUAGAUCUACAGCUAACUGAAUUUUUAAAAAAGACAGGAAUAAAUAUAUUGUUAUAAAAAUUUAUUAAUUUGCAAACUAUCAAUUGAAAUUAAUUUUAUACAAUCAGGAUGGUUUACUUAGUUAAAAAAAAUGACCUAUAAAUUUGUAUUGUAUUUUGUAUCUGUAUUAUUAUUUUUUUAAAUUGUAUUUUUGUGUGCAUUUUUAGUUGAAUCAAUAUAUUUCUGCUAUAAGAAUAUCGAUUAUAUGUUUAAAUUUAUAUACAUAUCAAUUCACGUUGUGAAAAUAAACUAAAAUAUAAUUUAAAUAAUAAUAGUAGCUAUUUGAGUAUUCAUUUGUAGAAUGUCAAUUUCAUAAUCCAAAAAUAUUUUUAUAUUAAUCGCAUUGAAGGUAAUUAAAUCUCGAUUUUAAGCUUAAAUGUCUGGACCCCGUCCAUACAGAAUUCUGGGUCUGCAGUGAGAAAUCUCUGUGAUAGUUUUAUAAUCAUGUUUUAAAUAAGAAAAGUGCAUUCAUUUCAUGAAUAGUUUUGAUACAUUUAUAUGUUUGUUUCUACAGCGUUUAUAUGUGUAGGGUAUCUAUCUAUUGCAAAAAUGUCUCGAAUUUAAAUUAUAGUCAAGAAUGUAAGGAAAUUCAAUUCUGUUGUGGUUAUUUAUCUUCCAUACCAAAGAAAAGAUAUUGUUUUUUUUUCUUUUUCUUUUUUUUUUCUUUUGACGGAUCUUUAAUGGGAAGGAUUAAAAAUGACCAAUUGAUUUAAAAAUGAGAUUGUUAUAAGAAUCAGCUGAAAGAAGUAGCAUUAAAACACAGGACGCAAAGAUUUUUUUUUUCAGACAUUACUUUUCUGAAAUAAGAUUUUCUCGCAAUUUUUAAAACUAUUUAGAAGAUUUCAUUAAGUUCAAUAGGGUUUUAAAAAUAGGCUAAAAAAUAAAAAUAAAUAUUUUUAUUUACCUUUUACUCCCCCACCGUUGUA